Molecule: messenger RNA, 8642 nt
Organism: Cephus cinctus (wheat stem sawfly)
Lineage: Eukaryota; Metazoa; Arthropoda; Insecta; Hymenoptera; Cephidae
Exons: 19
Coding region: 985-4815 (1276 amino acids)
Source: RefSeq, a predicted model, not a curated record
CUCGCAGCCGCGGCCAGUUCGAUAAAAAUCAGUCGUUCACGGGGGCUGUUUUAGCGUGGUGUGUCCGUGUCGCGUUGUGGAUACAGUACCGUUCGCGAGUGAAAAACUUAAUUGUCAGUGAUUAAUAUCGGUUACGAGGGAGAAACGACGCGGGAGGUCUUUGGUAACGCGAGAACGCAUAACUGGCGUCGUCAAGAUAUAUAUUUAGACGCGUAGGCGUUUGUACCUUGUAAAAAGAUGUUUACGAAAAUUCAUUGAGAACAAGGGGAAUAUCCAUUGAAGAAAUUCGUGCUUAAAGCGCGACGUCGAUUCACGUCCUCGCGUGCUUUACGAGUAUCACAGAACAUUCAUAACACUCCUCGAUGCUGCUAUCAAUCAUUCACCACUUCCUGUCCGGCCAACCUACAAAUCCUUGCGGAUGCUAUCAGGAAAUUUUGUUCAUGCCACUUCCGAGUGUGUCCGCUCCAAGUACGAGAGGCUGCAGGUUAUCUGCUAGCUCCCAUUGAUUGUUAUCGUUUGUCGUGCUGCAUCUCCAAAGAGCUUUAAGGCCAGCCUAACCUUCAGCAGGCACUUUUGAACACUGUACGUGUAACUAGUGGGAAUUUAUAAGGAUCCCUAACGAAUCUGUGACGUAUUACUUACCUGGGAUAGAAGAAGUUCAGACCCUUUGGAUUUUACGAAAUCGUAACCGUCAAUCGAUAGUCUGCGCUCCUCAGCGAAAAUUAGGAUUAUCAGCUGCCAGAGAACCAUAGAGACUCACUAGACGAGCAUAACGAGGCGCACUUCCGCUUGUUAAUGGAAUACCGGCUUUUAUACAUAGAUACUAUAAUAUCAGACUAUACGAAUCAUCGAUUAAACCAUCCAUGCUGAUUUUAAUAAGGAGGGUUAUGGCAAAUGGUAGCAACCAGCAGCAUGGUGUAUGAGGAGAUCGUGGGAGUCCGGGGCAGCUGACCCCAGCCUCCGCGCACUCUUUUCACGCGCGAGAUGCCCCACAAUCUGAACUCCACAUCCGCCAACUCCGCUAACACGGGCCCCAACCAUCAGCCCUAUCCUCCAUCUCAGCCUUAUCAUCGGAUCAAUGGGGAUGGACUCCAGCCCGAGAAGGAGCCGGUGGAGUUCGACACAUCUCAUCUACGAGGUGCACCGGCGGAAGUGGAGUCACUGGUCCACAAUAUCAAGGAAGUCGCACAGCAGUUUCUCUACCACUGGAGAACAUUCCCAAUUGUCCUACCGCCGCCUCUGUCAACGUGCACGGAUGGCGAGGACACCCUGGCCAGGAAGAAGCAUCACCUCAGGGACAUGUUCGUUGCUCCCAGCUUCGAUGAGCUCGAUGCUGUUGCCGUGGAUAGUAAGGGCGAACCUAGGAGGCUCACUAAUAAGCAACUGGAAAGCAUAAGGGAACGAGGCUUGCACAAGGAUAAGUAUGGAAAGCCGAAGAAGCUGAAUGCCACUCAGUUGGAGAGCAUUCGGAGAUGCGGGGAAUUCGAGGUAGACUCCAUUAACUUUGCGGGUCAGACACAUCGAUGGAGAUUGAGUGCCCUUUUGCAACGGGGACGGGAUAGAAGGUACGAAGUACUCCUGAGGGAUCUUGCCCUGGCGACCAGGUUCCUCGUGGUGACCGCCAGGGCACGACUGGUUUCGCAUUGCUUCAGCGUGUCCCAGUCUCUCAGAGCUUUGUUGACGGGUCUACUGAGACUUCUUGAUAUUAUCAUAGGGGUGCCGUCGCUGCAGGCACAGAAUUUGGAUGCAAAAAUUCGAGAGGAACGUUGUCGCUAUCUUGUAGCUGAAUUGGUGUGCAGGCCGGAGUACGAAGACUCAUUGGAGUUGCUCUGCGGCUUUGUGAGAAGACAACUUCGUCGAGCUGCCAUGGAGAAGUUUGAGGUUGAACGUGAAUCCUCGCAACUUCUACCAGUGCCGGUUCCCUUUGUUUUUGGUACGCCCAGCGGAGCGGCUGUUGAUCUCAGGCUCUUUAGCAGGGAUAUCAUCAGGAAGGCACUUCCGACGCUUGUCGCUAUAUUGGAGAGAGAGACUAGAGGCUGGUUCCUUCACUUCCGAGAGCGGCUUAUCUCGGAAUUGAGGGCGCAGAAGAAACCGGACGAGGAAAUUGAACGGGAAGUAAACGAAGCUGUGAUGCGGGAGUAUCUUCAGCGAGUGUAUUCCAGUAUUCUUUCUCAUCCCGACAUACUCGCCCUGGGCGAAGGAAUCGCGCAGCUCCUGGUGCAGCAGGCACAGUCCGUCGUCCUGAUGCACAGGGCCGUGGAAAACGUACAGAGAAAGUUGACGCAGACCAAAGAUUCUUUACGCUCGCGCAUGGAAAGGGAACAUCCGGUUCUUUCACGUAUACGGCCGUGGAUGCGUGAUCGAAUGCGCGAGGCUGAGGCAAACUUUAUCGAGGAAUGCGAAUGGAGCGCCCACGAGGAAGCCCUGGCACUCUGCAGUCAUCAGAAUCUUCAGCAGACUGUUUAUUUCCUCUAUCGUGAUUUAACCUUCAUGAAAGAAAGAGAACCGGUACUCCUCAAGGAACUGCGCAAGGUCAAAACACCCACCAGGAGCUUUCAGUGGCCCACGCAAAUUUGGUUACCAAGAAAUUGGAUCGUCAGACGCAGCUUCCAAGGACAAUCGGAAAUUAUACCAACUGUACUCAGCAAUACACCGACAUCCAUUACCACUCCACGCGCAGAUCCUAGUCAGCCGGUGUUCCUGGUGGAGCGAGAAGUGGUACACACUACCACGACUAGGUGGCCGAUGUGGCGCUGGAUAAAUUACAUAGCAAGAACAUGGUGUUGGACCUGGAAUGCCAUGUUUUUACUCGGUGUGGCAGUACCCUGGUGUAGUCCUGUGUCUCUAAGAGCUCUACUCCUCGUACAGCCAUUCACACCAGAUCUGGAGCUUAGUCAGCUUAACGGAACUCUCUUUCCACGAAAAUCUUCUCAGACACCCACGCUUUGUUCACGGCUAGUAGCUCUUUGGCGACAUAUUAGCAAAAGCAGGACGCACUUCGAGACAGAACCGGAUACGGGCUUUAUUGGAAAGGGAAUGACAAGGCACGUGAAUAGAUUAUGGAACUAUGGAGUAAAGGGACUCCUGGGUACACUUGUCAUAUUAUUCAUCUUUCCUAUAGUCUGUGUCGUUGCCAGUUUUGGAUCCCUCGUGAUUGCAUUAACAGCAAUUAUGUGGAUGCCAUUAGUCACGCUGGCUCUUCAUAUGUUUAUGGGUCUCAUAAUGGAUCUGGACAGUCCAGAGUCAAGCAGAAAUCGAUAUCUGGUCGUUAUGGAGGCGUUGAUAUGGAACAUAGGAGCUCAGGGUUGCCUACAACCUGUAGCAGCUUUAAUCGUCGCUUUCGUAAUAUGUCCUAUCAUAUCCAUAACGAUUCUCACAAUUGCCGUGAUACGUUACUGGAUCAGAGUGGUGUGGGAUGCGGCCAUGUUCCAUCUGGUGAUAAAGAGCAGGGGCAGAAUACCAGCUAGCGACAGUUUCGUCGUUAAGAGAAUAGCUGGUCCGGGUUUGGCUUCCGAUUACUAUUACCAGAUAAGACCGGAACAAGCUCUGGCUGCAUUCGAGGCCAAGCUUGAAUUAGAUGAGCUUCUUGCCUUCCAACAAGAAACGGAAAGGUUGAUAACGCAACCGCAACGUGAUUUUACGCAAUUUGUGGAAGCCUGCUUUGGACCAUUCUCCGCAAGUCUCGCAAAGACAAAGGAUCCUUACAGAGCCCUCGAGAAAGAGGCUCGCGACCUGGUUGCAGUUUUGCACGAGAAGCUGGAUCGUCGUAGAAGGGACCUACAGACUGGGUUAGGUGUAGUCGUCAGAAGUAAAAUAAAACUUACGACCUUUAACCUAAAGGUUGUCAUACAGCAAGGAGCUCUAAUGCUGGAGCGCCUGUAUCCUACUCAUGUCUUUGCGCGUCUAGCCGGAAGUGAAGAGGAUUUCUGGGAAAACAAAGGAUUGGGUGUUGGCGAUUGGGCCGGACUGGCUGGUCUUAUGUAUGCCGACAUCUUUAGUUUAGAUUUUCUGCAGCCUCUCGAUGAUACCGAUACAAAGUUUAAACUUGAGCCGCAUCCUGGUGUCGACUUGUCACGUUAUACGGAUAUGGUGCACAGUACUGAACUCGGUGGUACCAACGGACCUGAUUUACUCGGUGCUGUUUACGCUCCGCGUGGAAAUAUUCAAGUUCACAGUCCCUAUCUGGAGGUUUCCGCUUUUAAUCCCCGAGCCAAACAGCCGAGUAACAGCAGAAAGUCCGAUAAGCGAUGUGACACUGGUGGUCUAUUGACGUCAACGCGAAUAAGACGACGCACUAUGUCAUCAAACGGCACAGGUGAGACCCGCUGGCAACCCUGGAAGCGCCAGAUGCGUCCCUACAGCGCUGAGAAACUACUUAUUCCACUUCCUAUUCCACAUCCUGCCCACAUUGCCGUAACCAUUCAUAACCGUGACUCUGAGGAACCUAUUCCAUUGGACUCUGAGAUCUGUCAGAACAUUCUACGAGCCAUCGAGGAAUCACCUGGCGAAAUGGCUACGGAGAGUGUCAGUCGUUACAGAGGUGGUGGCGAUUCGAGUUUUGACUCUGUCGCUUCGCAGUCUUCUGUCUCCAUUGAGACCAGAUUGGACAAGGACGCAGAGGCUCAAGAAAUCGGAAGCGACGAGAAGGAAACCGGUGAAACGUACCAUUGGACCUUGUCAAAUUGGGGCGGUGGAAUGGCACGAAGAAGAAAUAAUUCCGGCUCAAUAAAGGUUGAUCUAGCAUCUCCCGAGGAUGUCACCCUGGACACCGACACCACCAGAGUAAUGUUCAGUACGUACGGAACCACCGUGUAAAUUGACGCUCUGCCGUUUCGGAGUCUCGCUUCGUUUUUAUCCAAUGUAUAAGAUCGGCAAUCGUUAGGGGUUUGUCCCUUUUUUUUAGAUUAACGAGCGCGUCCUCGCUACAUUAGGAUGGACGAUACGCCUUAAGGCGUACUUCUUAAUCAGACGGAAAUCGAGAGACGAUGGCUACCGAACGCGAGGACAGAGAUUCUAGCUUUUUAUCCUUUUAAUUAUCACCAGGACGACUGAGUGAUCUCGGCUGCUGUUGCAACGAGGAAGCGAAUUGUAGUGUCGCGUAGUAAGUUGCAAAAAUGUCCAAUAACGGGACUAGAAUCUUUAGAGAUUCUAUGUUUCUUCUUCUGCAUUCUCUUUGAAGCUCAACAGCAACUUGUAGCCAUCGCUCAAGACGCAUUCUCGUCUUACCAGACGCAAUAGAAACAGCCAGAGUGCCAUGAGGAUGUCUUGGCCUUCUUUUUUUUUGUUUCCAUUUCUGAAAGUUCUAUCGACAUUCCCAGUAUCAUUUUAAAUAAUGCCAACUACCUGCUCUUUACGUAUGACUAUCCAACGAGUCAUUUGAUGUAAUUCAACGGUCAACGGAAAUUGAAUAAUGCAUGUGGAAUAUUUUACACAUGACACUUUGUGCAUUAACGAUCGGAACAGAAGGACUUAGUGUCGACGUUGAAGGACAUGUGUUGUAAACAGCUAUUAUUAUUUCUUAUUAAAUUCCUCCUGCGAAUUUAUGAUCGUUCUAUCAGCAUUAUUUUUACAUUAUCGCCAAUUUGGUCUAUAAUGUUUUUUAGUGUAGAAGGUGCUACGCGUGUUCGCACAAUAUCGACAGCUCAUUGGAGAGACUAGGGUGUCCGUUAUAAUUGCGCAAUUGUAAACGCUAAUAACAAGAUAAACGUAGUCAAAUAAUGACAAUGUUAAAAGGAAAGAGAAAGAAAGAAUAUCGAAGAAUUAAGGUCUUCUGACCUGCUUACCACUAACGAAUGAGUUAAUGCGCUACUCUAUUAAGUACAUACAGUAAAAUUCGCAUCGAUUUGAAAAAAAAAGGAAAAAUGUAUAUAGAUAGAUAAUUAUAUAUGGAGAUAUAUAUACGAGAUAAUAUUUAUUAAUUUUACGGCACUUUAAAAAGACACGUAGACAUACACACGCGCAUACAUGCUAUACUAUACUUCCUUAUUAAUACUAAUAUUGAUCGUUACAAUGAAUAGGAUCAUUCAAAAAUGAUAACGAAAGACACUGCUCUCUUUUAUCUACUUUCUCCAUGUUUCGCUGUUUCACAAAGUCAAAGUAGAUUCUGAUCAAAUUUACAUUUACACGAUGGAAGAAAAUUUUGAAAUUGUCUCAAAGACACUUCGCUCUGACAUUCAAUUGGUAUUAAAUUUAUCAAUUUUUGGAUACGCUACAAAAUUCUUCAUACAUAAUAAUAGAGGAGUCCUGCGAAUUAGUCCUAUAAUAUUAUACACUAAAUAAUAACGAUGUCAUUAACAUACUGUAGAUAGAGCACAAUGAACAAUGAAGAAGAAAAGAAAAAGUAAGCCAAGAAUUUUGAAGUAAUACAAAAACUGUAAUUGACGCUAGCGUGAUUCGUCAUUCAGAAUGAUCCAGUGAUGAUUUUGGACGAGUUCACAAUGUAUGACGAAUUAAAAAAAAACCAGUGUGUGUCUAUUACCUACUAUUAUUCAAGAAAUGGCUAAUAUUUCCAAUCGAUCUUAAUGCCUCGUGAAACGUAAAGAUUAGGGUUAGUCUAUAAGUAUCAGAACUUGUUCCCAGAUCCAAAUGGUACUUGCUUCAAGUCCCAUUGGAAUCUGUCACUUUGUCUCUUUACUGUAGAGUAUCAAUCACAAUCUCUAUUUCGAUGUUCGAGAAAGGAAUAUCGGUAAUAUAUGUAAAUGCGCAAUGUACGAGAUUACUAAGCGUUGAAGAAAGAAAAAAUAUGGUGGAUCAUUUAGAAAAGUAUUUUUCUGGCAUGGAAAUAGAUUGCGGCGCGAUAGGCAUUAUAUCUGUAAAAGCGUAAUUAAAAAAAACCGUACUGUCAGUGAAAUAGUAACGAAAUAACGUAUGAAAAAAAUGACGCAAUUACUGCUGCUUGGAUACAUUCCUAAUAUUAAGUAACUUUUUUCCAAUUUAUUAGAACAAACUGCCCUCGUCGAUCGUUUCCGUUUGCUGUCAGCCUGAUACUAUCUGAGAGUAAUGAUUUCUCAUAGUAUUCCUAGAUCAGGAUCUAUAUACCAUAUACACAAUAGUACUACACUACUAUUGCUCUCUGAGCAUUCUCUAUGAUAAUCUUGUUCCAGAUCACAAAGCAUUACGACAUUAAUUACAAAUCCACGCGAUUAUUCCAUCCAGAGAGUAACACCCUUACGAACUAGGAAUUUAAAUAACGUCCAUCUUGACACAAGCCAGAAUAAGUAAUAGCCGUUACCCAACGACUAUGUUUGAAUAGAUCAAUUUUAUUACCAAUGAAGAUAAAUAAAAUGAAAAGUAUUUAAGCGGGCUUGACAGCAAGCAGGAUUUAAUUAUUAGAUAUGUAAGGAUCAAUUUUAGAGAAUGUGAGUGAGUGCAAGAGUGAGUGUGGAGUAGAAAGAAAGGACUGAUGUAUGAGUGUCGAAAAAGAGAAAGAGAGAAAGAGCCGUUGAAUCAAACAUUAAAUUACAUUAUAGAUUAUAGGUCCAUAGAAUAAUAACUUUGGUAUCGUAAAUAUUACAUUAUAUGAUAUCAAUUCAUGUACUCUGGCAUAAGAAUUAUUAUUCUAGAUCCUUGGAUUACCGUUUUACAUUAUAUUUCUUUUAUUUUUCUUUAUUUUAAACUCCACUCAUUAUUGUACCAAUCAGUCGAUACACGUAGAAGCGUUAACGUCCUGUAAUUAUUAAUUACUGGUUAUUAUUGAUAAUUACAAUUUUCGGCGUCGGUAGCAUUGUUUCGUAAAAUUCUUGAGAAGGAUGGGAUGUAUUUUUUUUAUUUUAGUAUCAUAAAACAUGAAGUAUUACUGGGACGUUAUUGCUUCGGGGAUUACCCAAUUAUAUUUGACGUUCACAAGAUUCAAUUUAAGGACUAUUGAAUAGCGCUCGUAGAUUUCUAAUAUAGAACGUUGGAAUAUAGCGCUUUUUUCUUACCUGUAUUUUCCUGUUGGAUUUGACAAAGCGCGAAAUGGAAAUACAACUAUCGGUAAUUUCCUGUGGAAUCUGCGAGGCGAAAGAUUCUUAAGGAGAUGAAAUUAUCGUAGACAAAAUACGAAAUUCAGGUUAUUUAGUCCCAGUGUGAGGAAACAGAUACGAAUAUUAUUUUCAUACACAGCAAAGACGUGGCAUACCUAUUUUGAUCGUUAACAAUAUAUAACUUACUUUUUGUGUUACCUUAAUCUCGCACCAUAGCUUUGGUCUCCAUUUAAAAUCUCACUAAUCAAUUGUAUAUCUGCAAUACUAGUAUUGAGUCGUAGACUAAAGUAUUUAAUUUAAAAUUCUAAAAAUUAUGGUUAAUUCUACUCUUCUCUGCGACUUGAGAAUGUAAAGAGAAGAUCGUCGCUGAACUUUCUUUAUCUUAUUCAAGUAAUAGCAUAAACACCUCCCAUGUUAGCAUAAUAUAUCAAUAACAAUACGAUAAAAACACUAGCAAUGACGUGAUCGUAUUUCAUAGCGAGAAGAAAGUCUCGGUUACGCAUAGUAAUAUUUAUUAUACUUUAUUACAGACAUAAACAGGACGCCUCAUUGAUCCGUGCACAUCUUCACGUCAAAAAAAAAGCCACUGUACGUUGCGUUGUACUAUUGUAUUUAAUUACUUACGUUUUGUACACAUUAAACAUGAAUGUGAUAAAAGGAAGAUUAAAGGAAGAAAAA